Quercus robur (English oak) is the source of this 1032-nucleotide messenger RNA. RefSeq names its product probable pectinesterase/pectinesterase inhibitor 20. The record is from RefSeq and is a predicted model, not a curated record. Lineage: Eukaryota; Viridiplantae; Streptophyta; Magnoliopsida; Fagales; Fagaceae. Bases 1 to 1032 code for a protein of 343 amino acids. Gene Ontology annotation, molecular function: pectinesterase activity; pectinesterase inhibitor activity. Gene Ontology annotation, biological process: cell wall modification. The transcript is spliced from 2 exons.
AUGGCAAGCUCGUUCCUCCUCACAAGGAAGACGAACCUUAUCCCUAUCAGGAAAUUGGAUUCUAUCCCUAAACCUAGAAAGUGUCUUGCUGUCCAAACCACACACCUCCUCAAAGGCAUGGAAACCCUAGUCUCUCGAGGGACAGAGACGGCAGUAUCCCCUUCAACGGCUUUGUCACUGGACGAUAACUUGGUCUCUAACUCACUUGGCCUCACCUCUGACAUUGCUCCAUGCUCCCUUCUAAACCCUCAAACCAAUCAAUUGAUUGACGGAGCAAGGGUAGCAAAUCACCCAAUGCAAUGCUUAAACUACUACCCUCAAAGACAAAAUUCUCAAGAUAUUAGUGCCAAUGAUGUACUGAUCAAAGGCAUAUCUAUUGUGAAUUCGGCUGGAUCAGAAGGUGGCCAAGCUGUGGCUUUGAGGACUGCAGGGGAUAACAUAGCGGUCUACCAAUGCUCUAUCAAAGGAUAUCAAGACACUUUACUUACUGCAUAUGGGCAACAAUUUUUUAGAGAGAGUGAGAUAUAUGGUACAGUAGAUUUCAUUUUUGGAGAUGCCAAUGUUGUUUUUCAAAAUUGCAUGAUUUAUGUGAGGAAACCAAUCCAUGGCCAAGUUAAUGUAAUAACAGCCCAAGGUCGAGGGGAGCCAAAGAAGACUGGAACACUGCUACACAACUGUUCUAUUAUUGCAGACAAGGAAUUAGAGCCCUAUACAAUGGAGGUCAAGACAUUCUUAGGAAGGCCUUGGUUGGACUAUUCUCAAACAAUAGUCAUGGACUGCUUUCUUGGUGACCUCAUUGACCCCGAAGGAUGGCUUAAGUUCAAUGGUGAUGUUGCCUUGUCUACAUUGCAUUAUGUGGAAUAUGGGAUCCGAGACCCUAGGGCAGAUACCAAAGGAAGGAUUACAUGGCCUGGUUACAACAUUGUCAACAACUCUAAUGAUGUCCAAGAAUACACUGUAAAUAGGUUCAUAAAUGGAACUAAUUGGCUCCCACAUAUGGGGGUUCCAUUUGUGCCACGUUUUAUAAAUUAG